AUGCAAGCAACCAGCUUUUCAUCCGCCACGCUUCCACUUGGGCCGGUUUGGUUAUCAUCAUCAUCAUCAGCUUCCAGGAGAAAACCUGUGAUCAAUGCAAGCGGAGGAAGACAUCAACAUCGACGCCGAGAUUAUGGGGGAAGGCUUGUGGACGAGAACAUGAUCUCGCUACGAAUGCGCCUUAGGGAGUUGAAGAUGCUAGAGACGAGCCAGGAACCACCUGCGAGCUGGAUGGAGUGGGAGAAGAAAUACUAUACACAUUACGACGAGGAUGUUUGUGAGGCGGUAGGGCUUUUGCAAUCUUAUUUGAUGAGUGUUAGACCAAGUUUCGCUUUAGGGAUGGCCGCACUUGUUAUGUUGAGCGUGCCUAUCUCUGCUGGUGUGGUCUUGUUUCAAGCCAUAGACAUGGCUAAGGCAAUCUUAGCUUAA
Messenger RNA from Alnus glutinosa, 429 nucleotides. RefSeq lists its product as uncharacterized. Bases 1 to 429 code for a protein of 142 amino acids. The record is from RefSeq and is a predicted model, not a curated record. The transcript has a single exon. Lineage: Eukaryota; Viridiplantae; Streptophyta; Magnoliopsida; Fagales; Betulaceae.